AUGCGAUUCCUUUCACGUGCAACGGAUGGUUUUGUUUUGCAGGAUAUUGAACUUGUGGAUCUGCGACUUUCCGGCAACUUUUACUUCUUCAUGAUUUGCGCUCUGAAUGUGGUACAGACCAUCGUCAUCAUAAUGCUGUCAACACCGCUGUUCGGUGUUGUUGUAGUUCCAAUCGCUCUCGUUUAUAUUUUCAUUCUGCGUUACUUCAUCGACACAUCAAGACAGCUACAAAGACUUUCCUCUGUGACUCGUUCACCGAUAUAUUCGCACUUUAGUGAAUCACUUCAAGGAGUUUCUUCGAUAAGAAGUUAUAACGCUGUUCAGCGUUUUUGCGACCUUAACGUCAACAAGGUUGACACACACAUCAAAUGUAAGUAUUCCUCGUUGAUGGCGAAUCGUUGGCUGUCUGUUCGACUGGAAAUAAUAGGCAAUUUUGUGGUUUUAUUUGCUGCACUCUUCGCGGUGCUUGCGAAAAUCGAGGGGACAGCAACGGCUGGUACGAUUGGUCUUAGCGUAUCGUACAGCUUGAAUGUGAGUUCGAUGACUGUUAAGAAUGAUAAUCAUAACUUCUUUAAUGAUCACGUAAACAUUUCAUUUUUAACUUCUUUAAUCUCAACUACCUCAAUAAUUCAUUCACAACAAAAUAAAACACUUCAUUAUCAUCAUUUCAUUUGGGAUCUCUUCAAGGCACCUUGGUAUUUGGAAUCCUCGAAUCAACUUCAUCCCAAAUGUUGGCCAUUCGCUGGUGAAAUUGAAUUCCAAAACUACUCUGCAAGGUACCGACCAGGGUUGGAUUUGGCCCUGAGGAACAUCAAUGUCACGAUAAACGCACGUGAAAAAGUCGGAAUUGUUGGUAGAACUGGUGCAGGUAAAAGCUCAAUGACACUAGCCCUUUUCCGUAUCAUCGAAGCAGACAAGGGAUCGAUAAGAAUUGACGGUUUGGAUAUCGCAUCAGUUGGUCUGCAUCAGUUGCGAUCCAACAUUACAAUAAUACCUCAAGUUCGUUACACUCUUCACCUUGCCCAGAAUUACGUGCAUUCACUCGUCAAUUCUGCGUAA
Messenger RNA from Anisakis simplex (herring worm), 1059 nucleotides. Lineage: Eukaryota; Metazoa; Nematoda; Chromadorea; Rhabditida; Anisakidae. The record is from the annotation of a GenBank genome assembly.